This is a messenger RNA of Hibiscus syriacus, 709 nucleotides long. Its product is annotated as thioredoxin 1-like. Gene Ontology annotation, molecular function: protein-disulfide reductase activity; oxidoreductase activity, acting on a sulfur group of donors, disulfide as acceptor. The annotation marks the transcript as partial. The record is from RefSeq and is a predicted model, not a curated record. Gene Ontology annotation, cellular component: cytoplasm. NCBI's taxonomy places the organism in Eukaryota, Viridiplantae, Streptophyta, Magnoliopsida, Malvales, Malvaceae. The transcript is spliced from 2 exons.
UCUCCAACUUUUUAUUCGUUGGCGUCACUGACAGAGUCGAUGGCCGGCCUCUCUUCUACUUUACGCUUCGGGAAUUCAGUCUCACUGCCGACCAUGAUGAUCUCACGACCGGCAGUUUCUCUAUCUAGUCGCCGACUCUUGCCGGAAUUCAAAGGAUUGAGGAUCCAAUCAUAUUCAACGAUUUCGUCCGCGCCGUCGGAUUCGAGAUAUCCUAGGGUUUCUAAUCGUAGAGGACGCUUUGUUUGCGAAGCUCAAGAAACUACUCUUGAUAUUCCGGCCGUGACUGAUGAAACAUGGCAAUCACUUGUACUCAAGGCUGAUGGACCUGUAUUAGUCGAGUUCUGGGCUCCAUGGUGUGGACCUUGCCGCAUGAUGGAUCCUGUAAUAGGUGAUCUAGCACAGCAAUACGUAGGAAGACUCAGGUGCUUUAAACUAAAUACCGAUGAUAGCCCCUCGAUUGCUACCAAAUAUGGAAUCCGGAGCAUCCCGACGACCAUGAUCUUUGUGAAUGGCGAGAAAAAAGAUGCAGUUGUCGGUGCUGUACCCAAAACUACCCUAUCAACAAGCAUUGAGAGAUUCUUGUAGAUAGCCCAUAGGUAGUGAUAUUGAGUGAGAUGUCCAAUACUCAUCACCCAUUCGGCUUGGUUAGAUGCUUUGCCCUCUCCAUCUGAUGUUGAAAUCUUCUCUACUUCGUUCUCAAAUUUGGAAA